This is a messenger RNA of Dipodomys spectabilis (banner-tailed kangaroo rat), 1382 nucleotides long. It is a transcript of the gene Smyd3, whose product is annotated as SET and MYND domain containing 3. The record is from RefSeq and is a predicted model, not a curated record. Gene Ontology annotation, molecular function: protein binding; histone H4 methyltransferase activity. Gene Ontology annotation, cellular component: nucleus. Lineage: Eukaryota; Metazoa; Chordata; Mammalia; Rodentia; Heteromyidae. The transcript is spliced from 12 exons. Bases 54 to 1340 code for a protein of 428 amino acids.
CGGGACGCCCGCCGCGGGCAGCUCCGGACGUGUGAGGGGCGGGCUGCCCGGGGAUGGAGUCGCCCAAGGUGGAGAAGUUUGCGACCGCGGACCGGGGGAACGGGCUGCGCGCCCUGGUGGCGCUGCGCCCCGGCGAGCUGCUGUUCCGCUCGGACCCCCUGGCGUACACAGUGUGCAAGGGGAGUCGCGGCGUCGUCUGCGACCGCUGCCUGGUCGGGAAGGAGAAGCUGAUGAGAUGUUCUCAAUGUCGAGUUGCUAAAUAUUGUAGUGCCAAGUGUCAGAAAAAAGCUUGGCCACACCACAAGGGGGAAUGCAAAUGCCUGAAAAGCUGCAAACCCAGAUAUCCUCCUGACUCCGUGAGACUUCUUGGCAGAGUUGUCUUCAAACUUAUGGAAGAAGCACCCUCAGAAUCAGAGAAACUUUAUUCUUUUUAUGAUCUGGAGUCAAAUAUUAACAAACUGACUGAAGAUAAGAAGGAGGGAAUCAGACAACUUGUACUGACCUUCCAGCAUUUCAUGAAAGAAGAAAUCCAAGAUGCUUCUCAGCUGCCACCUUCCUUUGACAUUUUUGAAGCCUUUGCAAAAGUGAUCUGCAACUCCUUCACCAUCUGCAAUGCGGAGAUGCAGGAGGUCGGUGUUGGCCUGUACCCCAGCAUGUCUUUGCUCAACCACAGCUGCGACCCCAACUGCUCAAUUGUGUUCAACGGGCCCCACCUCCUCCUGCGUGCAGUCCGCGACAUCGAGGCAGGAGAAGAGCUCACCAUCUGCUACCUGGACGUGCUCAUGACCAGCGAGGAGCGGCGGGAGCAGCUGAGGAGCCAGUACUACUUCGAGUGUGACUGCGUCCGGUGCCAAACCAAGGACAAGGAUGCUGACAUGCUAGCCGGUGAUGAGCAAGUGUGGAAGGAAGUCCGAGCAUCGCUGAAGAAGAUUGAGGAACUGAAGGCCCAGUGGCAGUGGGAGCAGGUUCUGGCCCUGUGCCAGGCGAGCAUAAGCAGCAACUCUGAGCGGCUCCCGGACCUCAACAUCUACCAGCUCAAGGUGCUGGACUGUGCCAUGGACGCCUGCAUCCACCUGGGCCUCCUGGAGGAGGCGCUCUUCUACGGCAUGCGCACUAUGGAGCCCUACCGGGUUUUUUUCCCGGGCAGCCAUCCGGUCCGAGGCGUGCAGGUGAUGAAGGUGGGGAAGCUGCAGCUGCACCAAGCCAUGUUCCCCCAGGCCAUGAAGAACCUGCGGCUGGCCUUCGACAUCAUGCGCGUGACCCACGGCCGAGAGCACAGCCUGAUCCAAGACUUGAUCCUGCUCCUGGAAGAGUGUGACGCCAACAUCAGAACCUCGUGAGGGACGGCGGAGGGCCGCGCCCCGCGCCCGCCGUGCCCUGCG